AUGCUGUGCGUUGGUGGUGACGGGAACGCUCCCAAGACAUCUCGGAUUCAGCGCUUCAGAGUCAGAAGUUCCUCCAAGUCAUGCCCGCUUCCGGCGCGUUUUGUGAAAGCGGGCGUGCUUGUCCGGAGCUACGACCAGAACGGGGACGGGCUGCUGCAGCAGUCGGAGUUCGCCCCCACGGAGGAGCUCAGGACGAGGCUCGAGAACCUCUUCAGCCAGCAGCGGGAGGAGGAGCGCGUGGCGCGUAUGGAGGAGCGCCAGCGCCAGAUGGACGACAAGAUGAGGCCGGACGCAGGGGCGGUGGAGGUGUCUCCCGGCGAUGUCAACGACGGCCCGGCCACUACCGCCGACAAGGCGCUGUCCGCGCUGCCGUACGUGCUCCCUCUGGCGGACGGCGUGGUGUUCGCCGCCCACCUGUUCGGCGCGUUCCCGGAGCAGACGGCGUGGGCGCAGCCGCUGGCGGCCGUGCUGCUGGCGCUACGGUCCGUUCCGUUCGCGACGCUGGUCGGGUUCUUCAGCCUGUCCGUCGGCUCCAGCAACCCGCAGAUCAACAAGCUCGUGAGGUUCAACAUGCAACAGGCCAUCAACCUGGACAUCGCUCUGAUCUUGCCGGGCGUGGUGGGUGCGAUCACGGGGGCGGUGUUGGGGUCCGACGCGUCCAAGCUGGCGCCUUUGGCGAACGCGGGGUCGGACGUGGUGUUCGUGGCUUUGUUGGCGGCUGUGGCGUACUCCGUUGGCACUUCGGCGACGGGAUCGUUCCCGAACAAGCUCCCGCUGUUGGGGCGGUUGAACCGCGAGAACCCCGACAACCAGGAGGGGGGCGAGCAGUAGAGGAAAUGAAGUUGUGACUUGGUGGAAUUUCCCAGCAGGGUGCACGUUCUAGUCGUCGUGCCGUUUGUAUAUGUUUACCUGUUGUACAUAGAGUUGUGUUUGGUGAGUCUUGAGGAGUGAGACCCCUGGUGUUGGAUUUGAUGUUAUGUGUCGUGAUGUGUCUGUUCUACCUAACGAAGUGCUCGUGGGUGGAGAUUCUGUAGCAUGUGUGUAUGCUGUAUCUCGUACAGUUGUCUGCCUUAUCGGGCAUCUGUUGCUCGUGAGUGAAGCGUUGUAAGCUGUUUUCGGUGGUGUCGGCUGUCAUAUUCCUGUAGUGCGGCAUGCACGGACGAUGCAGACUGUUCUGAAGAUGUUUCGUGCUGUUGUAUAGAUCGUGCCGAGAGUCAGUUGUUUUUUUCCAGGGGUCACCGUUGCCACAGACGAAGUCCGAGGUCGCUAGCGUCGCCGUCCCGACGUGUAAGGUUCUUGCGGGGAUCUU
Molecule: messenger RNA, 1309 nt
Organism: Ectocarpus sp. CCAP 1310/34
Lineage: Eukaryota; Phaeophyceae; Ectocarpales; Ectocarpaceae
Source: the annotation of a GenBank genome assembly